Molecule: messenger RNA, 2098 nt
Organism: Homalodisca vitripennis (glassy-winged sharpshooter)
Lineage: Eukaryota; Metazoa; Arthropoda; Insecta; Hemiptera; Cicadellidae
Product: pyrethroid hydrolase Ces2e
Exons: 3
Coding region: 82-1899 (605 amino acids)
Biological process (GO): chemical synaptic transmission; postsynaptic membrane assembly; presynaptic membrane assembly
Cellular component (GO): synapse; cell surface; postsynaptic membrane
Molecular function (GO): signaling receptor activity; neurexin family protein binding
Source: RefSeq, a predicted model, not a curated record
GCUGUUGGGUGCGCGGGGGGGUGGGGCGCCUGCUCAGGCCCUCACUCCUCUGCGCGCCGUCCCCGUCGCCGCUGCCUCACCAUGUGUCUGCUGCAACCGCUUCUACUGCUGCUGACGACCCCCAGUGUUUGGGGGGCCCGCGUUACCGUGCGAGAGGCACCCAGGGUGCAGAUCUCCUCGCAGGGACUGUUGGCUGGAAGGGAGGUAUUCGUCACCAGGACUCAGCGGGCCCGUCAGUACCUCGGCAUACCCUUCGCCCAGCCGCCCGUGGGCCCCCUACGGUUCGCACCGCCCGCAACCUCGCCACUUCCGUCCUGGGACGAUGUUCGUAACUCGUCUUUUCAGCCUGCAUGCAUGCAAGACCGAGACAGAUUCGAAGACCACGACAAGCUUCGCCUCGAGAGCAAAUUGUUUCCGGACGAAAGAAUUGAGUUCAACGAGGACUGUCUCUACCUCAACGUGUUCUCGCCUGAUGGAAAUCCACCGAAUGAGGGCUGGCCCAUUCUGCUUUGGUUUCACUCGGGCGACUUUAAGGUGGGAGCUCCACACAUCUGGGACUUCUCCGUCUUUGCUGUCAAGCAAAAGGUUAUAGUAGUGACACCUGCGUACCGGCUGAACGUUUUUGGAUUCUUUACAACAUUGGACGGAAUGGCCCCGGGAAACUCUGGAUUGUUGGACCAGGUGGCGGCGCUUGACUGGGUACAGCAACAGAUCCGAGACUUCGGCGGAAACCCCGACAAGGUGGUAAUAGGCGGGCACGGCGCUGGAGCUGUCAGUGUGGGGCUGCACUUGGUGUCACCACUGUCUCAGGGCAAGUUUUCGGCUGCUCUGCAGAUGAGUGGAGGGCCUCUCAUGACUUCCGCUAUCAAAUCACAUCAGCGUGGUAUAGUCGCCGACAUCGGAGACAACUUUGGCUGUGACGAAUUGCUCAUUUGUCUGCGAAAAAUAAGUCCCCUCAUUCUACUAAUUCAAACGGGAACCGCGGCAGAUUGGGGUCCAGUCGUGGAUGGACUCUACGUGAACAACACUGCAGAAGCUUUUCUGCCCGCGCAUCCACUCGUCCUCUUCAUGGAGCAGCGAUUCACCAAGGUACCACUCAUGGCCGGUUACACGGACAUGGAAGACGCACUGGAGUUCAGUAAACACGACUCUCCUGACAGCAACGACUUUGACAAGGAAUCUUUCAACACACUUAUCGGAGAUAGCGCUCUGGACGGAGUAUCCGAACCUGAGGACAACGAGACCUGCUAUUUAGAUAAAACUUUCAUCAGAGACUCUGUAUCUUUUUUCUAUAAUUCAGAUCCGAAUAACUUGGAUGACGUUUUACUAAAACAAAAAUAUAUGUACUACAUGACAGAAAAGAAGUACGGUGCUAGUAUAUUCAAUCAGUCAUUUUACAUGAGUAACUUUAAACAGAUUUUUCUGUAUCGUUUUGACUACAGAUUGAAGACUAUGGGGGUCUUGGAUCUGCAGGAUUGGAUGACUUCACCUCAGUUCGGAGAAAUUCCUUUCGUGUUCGGUAUGCCCUACUGGACUUCGGUCUCUUCUCCGAUCAUCUGGAACAGUGCGGAUAAAAAAGUAGCAGAUUCCGUUAUGGGGUUUUGGGGGAAUUUCACCAAGUCUUUUAACCCCGCUCAACACGGACGCAAUAUCAAGUGGGAGCCUUAUAACCCGGACAUGCCCAGUGUGAUGAUACUGGACAAGGUAUUCAACAUGAGUGACCCGGCCACCAUCAACUAUAAGGCGCUCACAUUCUGGAAUGAAUAUUUCCCCAAGGUGGUGAGAAUAGCCACCCAGUGCUGUAAUAUGACGAACCAGAGCUACAAGAUUGACAGAACUCUCACUUACAGGCUAUUUUCUGUCUACACAUUUUAUACUCUGUUGGCGAUAUUUUUGUAACAUGCUUGGCCAAUAUUGUACAUAGAGAGUGCUUUGUUGUGUUCUAAAACAAUCGGCAAUGUUCUGAAAUAUGUAAAACAGUCUCACCUGAGAAGUUGUUCUAGUCAUAUGUGGAAACAUGUACAUAUUUUUCUAUAGUCAGGAUGUAUGUGAUAUCUCUGUAUAUAUGUAAGUAUUGAAUAAAUCAUUUUUUACUAUA